This is a messenger RNA of Malus domestica (apple), 975 nucleotides long. Lineage: Eukaryota; Viridiplantae; Streptophyta; Magnoliopsida; Rosales; Rosaceae. The record is from RefSeq and is a predicted model, not a curated record.
AUGGACAGUAACUGCAAGUGCUGCAAGACCGUCUUGAACUGCAAGUGCGUUUGCAAAGAGUGGCUUUCUAUAAUUUCUGACCCUCAAUUUGCUCGUCUCCAUCUUCCGAGAUCACCCAUUGGGAUCUUGAUGAAGGAAUGGCACCUUGAUAAUGAUUGGAUAGCGAGAAAACUUGAUUUUGCCCAGAUAGUAGAAGGUGCUGGUUCUGAUUUUGGGGUCGAGAAAACGACUUUAACUCCUAAUAAUAGCCUGCCCAAUUUUCGGUUCGAGUUGAUAAACUCAUGUAACGGUUUACUUUGUUUGUAUGGACUGGAGACUGAUGGCCUCAUUGGGACCAAUGAUUACAAGGUGUUGCAAACAACCUCAUCUAACAACAAAUUCUAUGGUGAGCGUGAGGCUGAGAUAUACACCCUUGGCACAGGAGUUUGGAGAAGCAUUGGAAGUGUUCCUCAAACUACAAACGAAGCAAUUCAUUUACCGUUUGACGCUUUUCUGCACGGAGCUCAGCAUUGGGCUCCAUAUGACUUGUCAGAGUUUUCUAUAUAUUCUUUCAAUUUUGAAAGAGAAAAAUUUCGAUUGCUACCCCCGCCUACACUCUCACCCGGGCUGUUAGAAGCAAUGCAUAAGUGGUAUUCAGAGUACUUACACUUGGGACAGUUAGGAGGUUGUCUCCUUCUAUGUGUGCAUGAUAAACUGUCAACGAAAUUAGAGUUCUGGGUUAUGAAGGAUUAUGGGGUCCAACAGUCUUGGACUAAAAUUCUUGUCAUUGAAAACUUGUCGACACUAUGUUUUGGGUACAUGCCAAUUAAGUUUUUGAGUAAUGGAGAAACACUAAUAGCGUACGAGGACAGACAAGGCAACGGCAUUAGCAGACGGCUUGUUGAUUGUUUGCCUGGGCUGUGUCUGGAGUUUCAGAGGGACGACUAUUCUUAUGAUAAGGGUCUAUAUAUUAUUAAGACCUUCAGAUGCCAAUGA